Messenger RNA from Dioszegia hungarica, 2526 nucleotides. RefSeq names its product putative Adenosylmethionine-8-amino-7-oxononanoate transaminase. The record is from RefSeq and is a predicted model, not a curated record. Gene Ontology annotation, biological process: biotin biosynthetic process. Gene Ontology annotation, cellular component: mitochondrion. NCBI's taxonomy places the organism in Eukaryota, Fungi, Basidiomycota, Tremellomycetes, Tremellales, Bulleribasidiaceae. Gene Ontology annotation, molecular function: S-adenosyl-L-methionine:8-amino-7-oxononanoate transaminase activity; dethiobiotin synthase activity; pyridoxal phosphate binding. The transcript is spliced from 10 exons. Bases 1 to 2526 code for a protein of 841 amino acids.
AUGCCGCUUCUCUUCCCCAAUCUUCGGAUCUCACAGGUCUUUGGCGCCAAUACGGAUGUCGGAAAGACGCUCUUGACUACCGCUCUCGUUCGAUCUUCGGUUGCGCGGUAUGCUCAGUCUUCGUCUGAUGAGGCCGGACCGUCGAAGCGAGUCUUCUAUCUCAAGCCGGUUAGCACUGGACAGGACGACGAGUCGGACGUGAGCUACGUCGAGAGGAACACCGGGAGAUAUGGCUCGAGCGUCUCGACGAGGAACCUGUUUCAAUAUCGAGAACCGAUGUCGCCUCACUUAGCUGCUCAACUCGCGCCGGAUCUUCCCUUUCCAAAGAGCAAUGAUGAAUUAAUACGAGGGGUCGAGACAUAUACCCGGGAAUGCCUGGCCGAGCUCAAAGGGUCUCGCGGGGCUCUCUACGUCGAGACUGCAGGAGGUGUCCACUCCCCCGCACUCCAUCCACCACAUACACAAUCCACCUCGCUCCUCCCUCUCCGUCUCCCUUCCAUCCUCAUCGCCUCCCCACAUCUCGGCGGCAUAUCCACCACUCUCGCAUCAUACGAAUCCCUUCAUCUACGGGGAUACCACAUCUCGGCCGUCUUGUGCCUCGAUCACCCAUACUAUCGGAAUCACGAGUUCUUGGCCGAUUAUUUCGGGGAGCGGGGGAUUAAGUUCUGGGAUGUCCCUCCACCGCCAGAAAAGGAGGGGACGGUACGAGAGGACCGGGCGCGAUUGGGGGAGUGGUAUGAUCGGAUACAGGCGCCAGGGGAGGGAGCGGCGGAGGUUGCCGAGUGGCUAGAUCGGGAGCAUCAGGAGAGAAUAGGGAGGCUGGAGGGGAUGCCAGAGAGGACGCUGAAGAGUGUUUGGUGGCCUUUUACGCAGCAUGGCUUGGUGAAUAAGAAGGAAGACGUGAUGGUUAUUGACUCGGCGCACGGAGACAACUUCGACGCGUACUACACCAAACCGCCAGUAAAGGCGAGUUCUUCAUUGGUCGAGACCGAUGCCGCAUCGACGGAAAGUCUUCUCAAGCCCUACUUUGACGGCUCUGCCAGCUGGUUCACCCAAUCGCACGGGCACGCCAAUACCGACCUUACUCUAGCCGCCGCGCAUGCUGCUGGGCGGUACGGACAUGUUCUCUUUCCUUCGGGCACCCACGAGCCCGCUCUGAACCUCGCCGAGAAGCUGAAAGAGACAGUGGGGAAGGGAUGGGCCGAGCGCGUAUUCUAUUCGGACAACGGGAGUACAGGGACAGAGGUGGCGCUCAAGAUGGCGCUGAGGGCUGCGGGGAGACGAUAUGGCUGGGACGGGGAACGCGGGGGUGAAGUCGGUGUUAUCGGUUUGAGAGGGGGAUAUCAUGGCGAUACUAUUGGAUCAAUGGACGCUACGGAGGCAUCAGCAUUCAAUAAAGCUGUCGACUGGUAUAAAGGCCGCGGACACUGGUUCUCGCCUCCAAUCGUCCAAUUCAUCAAUGGGACCCCCACGAUAUCGACAACCGGACCCGAUCACUGGCCCGCUCCCCCUUCCUCCGGCUUCACCCCCGCGCCGGAUGGAUGGCAAACGACAUUCAAGUCCAUUCAGGCUGUGUAUGAUCUGGGAUCACGCACAGCCUCCCCCUUGGCGGACUACUACCGGUCGUACAUUCGUUCCAGCUUUGAGGGCCUGGUGAAGGAAGGGAGGAAGUUUGGUGCGGUCAUGAUGGAACCGACGUGUCUUGGGGCAGGCGGGAUGUUAUUUGUCGACCCGCUGUUCCAGGCUUGCUUGAUUGAGGUGGUAAGGAGCAGUGGGGAUUUGUUUGGGGGCGCGGAGCACAAGGGGAGAGGGUAUGAGGGAGAGAUGUCUGCAUUGGAUGGACGGGAUCCGGGGGAAUGGCAAGGGCUCCCAAUCAUCUACGAUGAGGUCUUCUCCGGUCUUCAUCGGUUCGGCUACAACUCGGCAUCCUCCGUUCUAUCCCACACACCCGAUAUCUCCGUCUACGCCAAAAUCCUGACGGGCGGCCUUCUCCCCCUAUCCGCCACCCUCGCCUCCACCUCCAUCUUCUCCGCAUUCCUCUCGGAGCACAAGGUCGACGCGCUCCUGCACGGCCAUUCGUACACUGCCAAUCCGGUCGGAUGUGCGGUCGCGCUCAAAGCGGUGGAGAUUGUGGAGGCGCACGAGCGGGCCGGUGGUUGGGUCGAAGAGAAGAAGGGGUGGGGUGUGGGACUAGAAGGAGAAGAAGGGAGGUGGAGUUUUUGGGGAGAAGAUUGGGUGGGAAGGGUCAGUAAGCGGGAGGGAGUGAGGGGAGUCAUGGCUAUGGGGACGGUGUGCGCUAUCGAGCUGGAAGAUGGGCAGGGCGGUUACGAGUCACACCGGGCUUUGUCGUUCCUUACUGCCCUGCGGAGGACGAUCAUAACAUCCCCGGACGAAGCGUUUGCGCCAUUCCAGAUCCACUCGAGACCCCUCGGAAAUGUGGUCUAUAUCAUCACCAGCCUGUUUACACAGCCGGAGGUCAUGCGUGCGAUGGAGCGGACGAUCGAGGAGGAGCUCGGGCGAGCAUGA